This is a messenger RNA of Sphenostylis stenocarpa, 1221 nucleotides long. The record is from the annotation of a GenBank genome assembly. NCBI's taxonomy places the organism in Eukaryota, Viridiplantae, Streptophyta, Magnoliopsida, Fabales, Fabaceae.
AUGAACAUUGCACAAGUUACUGCAUGCCAGCCUGGGAUUUCUGUGAAAAGUAUAUCUCAGUUGCACAAGCUUCAUUCAAAAACAUGUGGUUUACGAAAGAGUUUUGUUCCUUGCUGUGUUCUACUGACCCUAAGAGCAAGACAAUCAUUUGGCUUGAAAUGCCAGCCUAUUUCACAAUCUCGGAAACCUCUCCAUAUUUGCUUAGCUGGUGAUAAAGGGCUGAUGGGAAAUGAUGAUGAGAGUUCCCCAUGGAAAUCUAUUGAGAAAGCUAUAGGAAAAUUUAAGGGGCAAAAUUCAAUAGAGGAUGUAUUGCGGCGGCAAAUUGAAAAGGGUGAAUAUUUUGACAGUGGUGGUGGUGGUGGAGUGAAACCACCAGUAGGCGGUGGCAACAGUGGUAGUGGUGAUGGUAGUCCUGAUGGCUCUGGAGAUUCAGAGGAUGAAAGCCUUGCCGGGAUGUGGGAAGAAAAUCUCCAAGUUUUCUUAGCGACCCUUGGCUUUAUAUUUCUGUACAUUUAUAUCAUCACUGGCGAGGAACUCACAAAGCUAGCUAGAGACUAUAUCAAAUAUCUAUUCGGUGGAACUCAGAGUGUUCGACUGAAGAAUGCCAUGUAUCAAUGUGGCAUACUCUACAAUAGCUUGAUGCCAACGAAAGUAGAGGAAGAUGAGGACUCCGAGUUUUGGUUGGAGGAGGCCAUUCUGGAUACCCCAACUUGGUGGCACGACCCUUCCGAUUACCGGGAAGUUCUUAAAAAUUACUUACUAUCAGGGUCAGAUGAGGCCAUUGACAUCAGGAAUUACUUGGGACUAGAAUCUGAUGAAGAAGUUAGAGCUAAGCCUACUAGGCCAAGCUCCCGUUGUGGCACCGCCGAUCGCGCCGCCACCUCCCACCACUCCGACCAAAGUCGCAGGGCCACCAUGCCCAACAAGCCAAUCACCAAAACUGGCAAGAACACAGCCAAACUUUGGUGGCGGUUUGGUCUAGCUCCACUAAAAUUCUCAUCAACUGGAUACAAGUUCCCUGGUGGACCUGUCAUGUACAAGUAUGCUGAUGACGGUGGUGGAGGGCAGUAUGUUGAUGGUGGUUUCUUGGGUGAAGGUGGUGGUGGUGACGGAUACAAGAUCGGUGGUGGUGGUGACGGAUACACGAUAGGCGGUGGUGGUGACGGUGGUGGCGGUGAUAAAUACUCUAUUAUUGGUGGUGGUGGUAGUGAUGGGGUGUAA